Molecule: messenger RNA, 2216 nt
Organism: Chlamydomonas reinhardtii
Lineage: Eukaryota; Viridiplantae; Chlorophyta; Chlorophyceae; Chlamydomonadales; Chlamydomonadaceae
Exons: 7
Coding region: 294-1904 (536 amino acids)
Molecular function (GO): protein binding
Source: RefSeq, a predicted model, not a curated record
GGCGUAUUGAUCGGCAGGGGUUUCUGUCAUUUUGUUGCUUUCCUUCUGUCACCUGUCAUCCCCGAUCAGAAACCCCAGGAAGUUAGUGUCUCUUAUCACGUCCUCGCCCCGUAUACCCCGCUUUCCGAUUCUCUAUCCUACAUCGUCCCACUAAAGCUACCCAAGCCGUGCCUGAGCGAGCAAACAGCAGCCCUCCCAUGCCACACUGACCAAGCACGCGCUGUAGCUGCGUGCGGCAGGGCCCCAUACGCACAUCCCACAACCAGCCAAAACCGCCACACUCAUCGACAUACAUGACCCGCCGCGCCACGCCGCGCCUGCGUCGUGUGUACGCGGCCCGCGGCCUGCUGGGCGCGCUGGCCUCGCUCAGCGGCCUCGCGCUGGUGCUGCUGCACACGCUGCCGGCCCUGGGUCAGGACCUGGUGCUGGUGGGCGGCAGCGUGGGCUGCAUCGAUAAGGUGCCGGGCCCGCCGUCCAACCUCAAGGCCACUGCCAAGGACGGCAAGGUGCUGCUGGCAUGGGAGCCCCCGGCCGACGGCGCGUGUGUGUCGCAGUACAUUGUCAACGUCAUGGACGCCGCGCUGCCUGCCAGCCUGCAGAGCACCAGCACCAGUGCUCGGUCCGCGGUGGUGGAGGGCCUGAUGAAUGGCCGCACCUACGCCUUCGCAGUUCAGGCCUAUGCCAGCAAGUACCUGGGCGGCGGCACUGCCAAGGUCCUGGCCACGCCCUCCGACCGCUGCGAUCCCUCCGUCGCGCCCGGCAACCCCACCAACCUGCGCGUGCAGGGCCUGGACAACGCCGCGCGUGUGUGCUGGGACGGCGUGGGCAAUGACGCCUGCGUGGACGAAUGGCGCCUGUCCGCAGUGCUGGUCAGCGGGCCCGCCUUCCGUGAUGCCAACGGCGGCAGCAGCGGCGCGCAGCAGAAGAUCUCCAAGGGAGCCUGCGCCAAUGUGACUGGGCUGGUAAACGACGCCAAGUACAAGUUCAGCGUGCAGGGCUACUCCAAGGCGCGCGGGCAGGGCGCGGCGGGGGCGGUGACGGCGCAGGUGGGCGCCCUGUCGGCCGCCUCCAACGGCUGGGUGUGCAACUCCAUGGACGGCUGCCAUCCCGACCGCCCCGGCCUGUGCUCCUCUGGCGGCGGCUGUGACGCCGUCAAGCGCAUGGGCCAGUGCUACGCGCCCGCCAUGCAGGACGUGGACUGGGUGCAGAAGCAGGUGACCCAGUGGUGCUCCAGCACCUGCGACUGCAAGCUCACAGCCGCACAGGGCGGCAGCCUCAUGGGGGGCAGCCUCAUGGGGGGCCUGGGCGGCCGCGGCCUUGGAGCCCUGGCCGGCAGCGGCAGCGGUGGCGCGGGCGGCGGCGCAGGCAACGGUGCUUUGCUGGCUGCCCUCACGUCCGCAGCACCCGGUGGCGGUGCCGGCGGUGGGUCCAGCUCCAUGCCUCCAUUGGGCGGCUUGGGCGCUUUCCUUGGGGCUGCUGGUGGCUCGGGUGGCGUCACCGCGGCCGGCGUGCCAUACGGUCAGGAGCUGUCCAAUCUACUGGGCGGUACCUUGUUCCCAGGAGGAGGAGUCCCUGGCAGCGCGGGUGGCGGCGGCGGUGGCGCGUCAGCCGCCGCCGCCAUUCCAGCCCUAUUCAACCCAGCCUCAGGCAUCUUCGGCGGCGGCGGCGGCGGGGGUGGAGCUGGUGCUGCCGGUGGUGGCGGCGGCGGGGUGCCGGCGGGCGGCACGCUGCUGUCGGACCUGCAGGACACGCGCACGGGACAGUUCGUGACGGGCGUGGCCAACGGGCUGGUGCAGAGCGGCGUGGUUGGCGACGCAGUGGGCAAGAUGACGUCGCAGUAUGUCAACAACAUGUUGCAGUCGCGACUGGGGCUGUCGGGAUCAGGUGGAGGUUCCGGCCAGUGACAUACAGUUCACAGUGUGGGCUGAGGUGGAUGAUUCCUGCGUGCUGGCCCACCUGAGGCUACGAUCCGUCAUCUGACUAGAAGUUGCAGGUAAAGCGCAGUUGUGAUAUUGGAGCUUUGAUGCGCUAUUAGUGAUUUGAUGUUACUGUGACAAGCAGCUGGCCGUGUGAUUAGUUCGCAACCCGUCGCAACCGGCAUUUGCAUUGACUACCCAGCAUUUCUCCCUCCAACUGCUGCGCUGUGUACUGACGGUAUCUGGAUAUGGCUGUGGUCGGCUUGAUGCAGAAGGGCAGGGCGGUCGCUUAACUCAUCA